Saccoglossus kowalevskii is the source of this 1385-nucleotide messenger RNA. RefSeq lists its product as uncharacterized. Gene Ontology annotation, cellular component: extracellular region. Gene Ontology annotation, molecular function: serine-type endopeptidase inhibitor activity. The record is from RefSeq and is a predicted model, not a curated record. Lineage: Eukaryota; Metazoa; Hemichordata; Enteropneusta; Harrimaniidae.
UUCCUGAUGUUAAACCAGGAAAAUGUCCUGAGCUAGAAGGUGGUACAGGGAUAUGCUUGGAGGGAUGUGGGAAUGAUUAUGACUGUGAAGGAGGCACGAAGUGCUGCUCCAAUGGUUGUGGGCAUAUAUGCAUGACUCCGGUUCCUGAUGUUAAACCAGGAAAUUGUCCUGAGUUAGAAGGUGGUACAGGAAUAUGCUUAGAGGGAUGUGGGAAUGAUUAUGACUGUGAAGGAGACACUAAAUGCUGCUCCAAUGGUUGUGGGCAUAUAUGCAUGACUCCGGUUCCUGAUGUUAAACCAGGACAUUGCCCCGAACUUGAAGGUGGCACCGGAAUAUGCUUAGAGGGAUGUGGGAAUGAUUAUGACUGUGAAGGAAACACUAAAUGCUGCUCCAAUGGUUGUGGGCAUACAUGUAUGACUCCGGUUUCUGAUGUUAAACCAGGAAAUUGUCCUGAGCUUGAAGGUGGCACCGGAAUAUGCUUAGAGGGUUGUGGAAAUGAUUAUGACUGUGAAGGAGACACUAAAUGCUGCUCCAAUGGUUGUGGGCAUAUAUGCAUGACUCCAGCACGUGGUACAAAACUUGGUUGGUGUCCAGCCAUAGACGAUGGAGUAGUGGGUUCCUGUGUAAGUGAGUGCUACCAUGACGAUGACUGUACAGGAAACUACAAAUGCUGCUUUAACGGAUGUGGUUUAACCUGCAUAGCACCAGGCAGAGGUCGCGGUGGUGUAGGACGAGAUGAGGCAGAUUCAGGGAGAGGACGUGAAGUUGUUGGCGAGAGAGGUACUGACCGUGGUGAUGCUAUGGGUUCAUCCACGUCAUGGCAAUGUCCAGUCAUAGAGGAAGGCACAUCUGGUGCAUGUGUACACAACUGCCAGACUGACAGCGACUGCAAUGGUGAGAAUAAAUGCUGUUCAACUGGCUGUGGUCAUACUUGUCAGGGUCCAGUUAGGGUAUAUAUUCCCAAAGCUGGGACUUGUCCUGCAAACUCUGAGGAAGUAGGAGUUUGUCAACACAAUUGCACGGCUGAUGAGGAUUGCGGUGAUGAUUUGAAAUGCUGUUACAAUGGAUGUGGUUACACAUGCGUUUUACCAGUCAUGGAGAUAAUACUUGUUUCUGAAGAAAAAGAGGGAUAUUGUCCCACAACUGGCGAAGGACGGAGUGAUAUAUGUGAAGUAUUGUGCUCAAAUGACUUUGAUUGCGAAGAUCAGGCAAAAUGUUGCCCUACUGGCUGUCCCACAACUGGCUACGCAUGUUUGUCCCCAGUUUUUACAGUUGCAGCAUGGAAAACGUAUCUUGGACUGUCACUGAUGAUGAAGGAAUUGAAAACAUGGCAUGUGACAGUUAUUGAAUUCAUGGACCCCGAGUAUGAUGUUUACAUCGUGUAA